Dreissena polymorpha is the source of this 1374-nucleotide messenger RNA. RefSeq lists its product as uncharacterized. The record is from RefSeq and is a predicted model, not a curated record. The transcript is spliced from 10 exons. The coding region runs from base 1 to 1374 and encodes 457 amino acids. Lineage: Eukaryota; Metazoa; Mollusca; Bivalvia; Myida; Dreissenidae.
AUGGUUCCAGAGUCAAGUAGUCGAAACAAACUAAUUCCAAAGGAUUGUCCAGGGGAUAUUGUCACGAUUAUAGCUGGCAUGGAUGAUGUUCUUACUCCAGUGUCUAAGGUUCAGGACCCAGAAAGCAGCAAUCCAGAGGGCAAGGACGUGAAUAAGGCUGCUGGUUUCCAUGGUUACGUAAAGCAUACUAGUAAGUCUGGCGGCCAAGAACUGGUGGAGAUUCUCCAUGAUGUCUUCCUGAAGGAAGUCUACGAAGAUGGAUACACAUUGGACCCAGAGACAGAGUCAAAGGUUGCGCUCACCAAUAAUGAUGCAAAUGCAUACACAUCUUACGCCAGCAACGUUUGCAAAGAAGAUGACGUUGGAUUAGGGAAAACACUGUCGAAGGGCCAGACUAAAGUUAAAGGUCCAAUGAACGUACUUAAAAAUGAUGUAUCGGGCUGUGCAAGUGCUGCGCUAGGAGGGGAAGGAAGACCAAAAAGGAACGUAACCGUUUCAUAUGACUAUCAAUGUACAGAAGAUUUUGAUACGUCUGCAGAUAGCGAUUCCGACUACAUACCACAGAGCUCUGAUGAUGACCUAACAGAACACAAUGAUGAUACUGGUGACAAUGAUUUCGACGAAGAUGUCGAUGAUUAUGUCCAAGAUGAUGUCAAUGAUUAUGUCCAAGAUGAUGUCGAUGAUUAUGUCCAAGAUGAUGUCGAUGAUUAUGUCCAAGAUGAUGUCGAUGGUGGUUUAGAUCGUGGAGUUGGUGGCAGUAAAAGUACUAAAUCCCAGAAAAAGGAAUCGAACAAGAUUGAAACAACCAACAAUAAGGAAUGUCCACAUAUAGAUGAAGCAUACAGACGCCAAAUGAGGAAUGUUUCACUGCCAACGUAUUCUAAAAAGGAAGAUGGGCAUCGGGACUAUCGAAAAACAAACUACUGUUAUUACUGCAAACGUUCAUUCACGUCCAAAAUAGCACCACACUACAUCAGCAUUCAUUCAGACGAAGAACUAGUGAAGAAAAUCAUACUGUCAUCAACGGAAUCAGAACAGAGAAAGACGUUGCUUUUGGAACUUGAAAACAAAGGCAAUUUUGCACAUAACGCGCAGGUAAUCGAAAGGGGCGAGGGAGAAUUGGUUGUCGCGAGAAGACCAAAUAGCAAACAAAAAGAGAAGUAUUCCUCUGCGGACUACUUGCCUUGUGAAUAUUGUUUAGGGUUCUACAACAAAGACACAUUAUGGCUUCAUGUAAAUAACUGUUGCUUGAAGCCCAAGAACAAACAACCUUCAACAAAAAAUUUCCGUCGUGAUGCAAAGGCCAUGUUAUUUCCAUUUAUGAAGGACAUAGACGAAGACGAUGCCCUACUGGAAUCCUUUUUGAUGGAAUGA